AUUCUUUUUGUUUACAUUUCAAAAGACGUGAAAUUCAUCAAGUUUUCGCUCUUGUCGGCACACAUUUUCCCGUAAAAUGGACCCAAUCGAAGAUGUCAAGCCGGAAAAAGAGAACGAGGUCCUUCUCAACAUUCGACAGAAGAAUCGUGACGACCUGCACAACGUUCAGCACAACAAACGUUUAUCCGCCGUCGAUCGUCAACGUUGCGGCUUAACAGAAAUCGUCGCCAACAUCCAAGAACACGAACUUCUCACGGAAAAAGAUGUUGCUGGCUUGUCAUCUCGCAUCAAACGAAGAAAAUCUGCAACUCCAACCGACUUGAAACGUCUUUCUGCUGCUUUUUUACACGAUCCCGCGAACAUCGAGGCCUUUUCAAAAAUUCCCGGUGCCCUGAAUGUCGUUGUGAAGGAACUCAGUGGCAACGAAAUCGAAAAUCAAGUGUUGGCAGCUGAAGUUUUGUGCAAUUUGGCACUCGGAGAAGACGUUUGUUCGAAAAAAAUCGCACAAGCCGCUGGUUCGUACUUGAUUCUUUACUUGGAUUGUGUCUCGAAUAAAUUGUUGGUCGAAACUUCAUUGUGGGUCAUUCAGAAUUUGUUGUUGUCCGGCGAAAAAACAAGAAAAGUACUCAUCGCUCAAGGAUUACCGGAGAAAUUAGUGACGUUAAUGGAAACAAAAGACGAUGACUUACGAAAUUUAUCGGAAGAAACAUUCGCAAUGCUGGUCGUUGAGGCAUUCAAAGACUUGCCAGAGGAGUUUUUAUCGAAAAUUCUUCCAAUAUUAGUGAAAAUUUUGCAUCACAAUUCAUCUGGAGUGUUUUUUGCGGUUUACUCAACCUUAAUGGAGCUGAAUUUCGUAACGGAUUUUGGACUUCUCUCAUCAAUCGUGCAAUUUUCUACUGAAAUUCUCAUCCAAGACACUUCUUCCAACUGUUUAAUGGCUCUAAGAAUCAUCGCAAAUGCUUUGGAAGUCACAAAUGGAAACGAAAUCCUCGUAAAUUUGGUUUCUGAAACGAUUUCUCGUCAAAAUUCGUCUUUGGCGAACAUUGUAAAUAACAUAAUUUCAGUAGAUAGUGAAAAAUUGAGUCAAGAAUUGUUUUGGUUCCUGUCCGUUCUCAACAAAUAUUCGAAUUUAGACCUUUCACAGCUCAAAAUUCCCAUUAAAUAUUUAUGAAAUAAAAAAAUUCU
Messenger RNA from Culicoides brevitarsis, 1185 nucleotides. RefSeq lists its product as uncharacterized. NCBI's taxonomy places the organism in Eukaryota, Metazoa, Arthropoda, Insecta, Diptera, Ceratopogonidae. The transcript has a single exon. The coding region runs from base 77 to 1171 and encodes 364 amino acids. The record is from RefSeq and is a predicted model, not a curated record.